Messenger RNA from Linum trigynum, 731 nucleotides. Lineage: Eukaryota; Viridiplantae; Streptophyta; Magnoliopsida; Malpighiales; Linaceae. The record is from the annotation of a GenBank genome assembly.
GUACUACCCUCCCCUCCCCCAACUUCACCGCCGCAAAUCAUCGUCCUCAAUCACCCACCGCCAACCAAUCCAUCAUGCACCAACGCCCAGCCUUAGGAGGAAGAAGGAAUUGAGCCGCCCACCUCAACCGUCCUCCGCCGCACGCCUACACCCUCUGCUUCUGCCGGGUUCUGAUCCGUCCAUCGCCACAAUCUCUGCUGCGGUCGAGCUUCAGGAGGAAUAAGAAGGAUGUUCGUCGCCGCCGAGGAAGGGAAGGAGGAAGAAGGUUCAAAAUCCCUCCCGGUCUCGGUGAAUUCCCUCAUCGGCUCUUCGCAGCUGGCAUUCACCGGCGUCUUCGCUUUCCUUAUAGUGAAGCAGUUGUUCAACCACUACACCAUGAAGGUCGUCGUCUUGAUGACGCUGGGCUCGGUGGUUCUUGGAUUGCACAUGGAUUGUGAUAUCCCGAAGGGAGAAUCAAAUGGUAAAUACGUGUUGGCCUUCUUUAUGACCAAUUGACCAUUGCUGCCUCUGCCACGCAUGCUCUGUUCAUGAACUGCUUCAGUAUACUCAGGGGAAGGCUCGUGUGCCCAUCCAAAAUGUCCUCAAAACAGUAAUUCCUCAGCCUCAAGCUCUCAAUCUCCUCCACUGGCCACUGCAGCAAAUCCGCUCCCGUCCUGCUCUAGCAAAUCGCCACUAAAUUAAUUUUUGUAAUUUAUUUUAUUUUUAUAAAAUAAUGAAUAUGAUACUAUACA